Passer domesticus (house sparrow) is the source of this 1832-nucleotide messenger RNA. RefSeq names its product mitogen-activated protein kinase 11 (gene MAPK11). Gene Ontology annotation, cellular component: nucleus; cytoplasm. Gene Ontology annotation, molecular function: ATP binding; MAP kinase activity. The record is from RefSeq and is a predicted model, not a curated record. NCBI's taxonomy places the organism in Eukaryota, Metazoa, Chordata, Aves, Passeriformes, Passeridae. The coding region runs from base 145 to 1230 and encodes 361 amino acids. Gene Ontology annotation, biological process: intracellular signal transduction; protein phosphorylation. The transcript has 12 exons.
CUCCGGCCCUGGCCGCUGCCCCCACCCCUUCGGCCUCCGCCUUCCCCUCCCCUUCCCCUCCCGGUCCCUCCUCCCCGCCGGCGCCGGCCGUGCAGCCUCGACUGAGGGGCGGCUGCCGCUGCUGCUGCCGGCGGCUCCGGGAAAAUGUCCGAGCGCGGCGGCUUCUACCGGCAGGAGCUGAACAAGACCGUGUGGGAGGUGCCCCAGCGCUACCAGAACCUCACCCCCGUCGGCUCCGGCGCCUACGGUUCCGUCUGCUCAGCUUAUGAUACCAAAACAAGACAGAAGGUGGCAGUGAAAAAGCUUUCAAGACCUUUUCAAUCACUUAUCCAUGCCCGGAGGACCUACCGGGAGCUUCGGCUGCUGAAGCACAUGAAGCAUGAGAAUGUUAUAGGACUGCUUGAUGUUUUUACACCUGCAACAUCAAUAGAAAACUUUAACGAAGUAUAUCUCGUGACAAAUUUAAUGGGUGCUGACCUGAAUAACAUUGUGAAGUGCCAGAAGUUAACAGAUGAUCAUAUACAGUUUCUCAUCUAUCAGUUACUUCGAGGUCUCAAGUAUAUUCACUCAGCUGGAAUCAUCCAUCGGGACCUGAAGCCCAGUAACCUAGCUGUUAAUGAAGACUGUGAAUUGAGGAUUUUAGACUUUGGUUUAGCUCGUCAAACUGAUGAUGAAAUGACUGGAUAUGUUGCAACAAGAUGGUACAGAGCUCCAGAAAUUAUGUUAAACUGGAUGCACUACAAUCAAACAGUUGACAUAUGGUCGGUUGGAUGUAUCAUGGCAGAGCUAUUGAAGGGAAAGGCUCUAUUUCCAGGAAAUGAUUAUAUCGAUCAACUGAAGAGAAUAAUGGAAGUUGUGGGCACACCCAGUUCAGAACUUCUGAAGAAGAUAUCAUCAGAACAUGCAAGAAAAUACAUCGAAUCUCUUCCACAUAUGCCUCAGCAGGAUUUGAAAGCAGUGUUUCGUGGUGCCAAUCCAUUAGCUGUAGAUCUUCUUGAGAAGAUGCUUAUUUUAGACAGCGAUAAAAGGAUCACGGCCUCGGAAGCACUGGCGCAUCCCUACUUUGUGCAGUACCACGAUCCCGAUGAUGAGCCUGAGGCCGAGCUCUACGACGAGUCCAUAGAGAACAAGGAGAGAACCAUAGAUGAAUGGAAAGAACUUACCUAUGAAGAAGUGAAUAGCUUUAAACCACCCGACUUGAAAAUGGACAGCCUGGAGAUAGAACAGUGAAUACAGGCAGCUCUGUCUUUGCCUUGCUGCACUAUGAAGACUGUUAAAAUAUAACCAUACAAUUUAACCUGUGGUCAGACAUAGAUUUUACUAUCCAAAGAUGUUGGAGGACAUGUGGAAAAACAGAUGCAUUAAACAGAAGCCAGAUGUCUGGUUUGGGUGGAGGUGUUUUUUGCCUUGUAAUAUGAAUGUAUUCCCAACUCACAAAGGGUGGUAAAGAACUGCUUCAUUCUGACAAAAUUAUGCACUGAGUUCUGUCAAGCUGUGUGUUCUGCAUGUUUCAUUUUAUCAGUUGUAUUGCCAAAAUAAAGGUGACCUUUUAAAUUAAUUUUAAAAUUGUACAUUUAAAGCAUGAAUGUAUACAAACAUAAACAAGAAGUCCAUACAAGCAAUCCUUAUUUUUUUUUUGUGGCAUUUUAUCUGUUUGUUUUCGUACUAUUUAUAGUUAGUGCCUUUAUGAAGAGAGGGCGUGGUAGUGAGAUAGACAGAAUAUGCAUAUGUAGUCAUAUCUGUGGUGGUCUUACACAUGUACUGGAUGUCUCUCAAGCAAUCUUAACACCAGUUGAAAGUCAGUAAAAAUAAAUCUUUCUCUUCUCUUGCCA